AUGGCCACUUCCACCGUGAAGGCUUCUUCUGCUGCCGUCACCAGCGCCGCCGCCACCGCCGCCGCCGGCGCACCCGGAUCUAACCCCAAGAAAGUCGACGGCAAGACCUGGACUCUGAACAACGUCAACCGCUACUGCGGCGAGAAUAGCGGCACCUGCGACUACAACUUCGACAUUGUCGCCAACGGCAAGACCGAGCACUGCACCAUUGUCAACGCCUCCAACAAGAGCUUCGACAACCAGAAGUGCGCCAACGGCGACUACACCGUCAGCUGGGGCUACGUCGCUAACCCUGCUCCCGCCUUUGCCGUUGUCACUGUUGUUGACAAGUCGAACGAGCUCGCUUGGUUCGGUGUCAGCAACGUUGAUGGUCAGGCUGUUACUGCCAGCAACCCCAAGGGCUCUGGCCAGUACGGCAAUGUUGGCCCUGAGCAGGUCUACACCUACAACUAA
This is a messenger RNA of Aureobasidium namibiae CBS 147.97, 453 nucleotides long. RefSeq lists its product as uncharacterized. NCBI's taxonomy places the organism in Eukaryota, Fungi, Ascomycota, Dothideomycetes, Dothideales, Saccotheciaceae. Bases 1 to 453 code for a protein of 150 amino acids. The transcript has a single exon. The record is from RefSeq and is a predicted model, not a curated record.